GCCGACCAAUCGCGACGCCUCGCACCCGGAUGUGCUUGCCGGCUCUGAAGCCCAUCUGUGGCAAGUGUGAGGGGCUCCGCACGUGGGCUGGCACGGGCAGCCGGCGGGACGGGUGACCGUGUGUUUGCUUCAGUGUGUCGUGCGUGGGGCUGGCGUGUAAGCGCCAUCUCCUUGGGUUUUGAGCGGGGCAAAAAAAUCAGUGUGGUCGUUAGUCGGGGAAAGAAUUCCACCGAGGGUGCGGGCACCAGCGUGCGUGGAAGCGCAUCCGAUGGUACCUCAGCGGGACUAGGAGAGCAGAGCCAGGCGGACGGUGAGACUAUGAACCUCUUACCGAAGAGCUCCAAGGAGUUUGGCUCCGUGGACUAUUGGGAGAAGUUCUUCCAGCAGCGAGGAAGGAAGGCUUUCGAGUGGUACGGAACCUACCUGGAGCUGUGCGGAGUACUGCACAAAUACAUCAAACCCAGGGAGAAGGUGCUGGUGAUUGGAUGCGGUAACUCAGAGCUGAGUGAGCAGCUGUAUGACAUGGGCUAUCAGGAUAUAGUGAACAUCGACAUCAGUGAGGUGGUCAUCAAGCAGAUGAAGGAACGCAACGCCAGCCACCGGCCCCAGAUGAGCUUCUUGAAGAUGGACAUGACCCAGAUGGAGUUUGCCGAUGCUUCAUUCCAGGUGGUGUUGGACAAGGGCACCCUGGACGCUGUCCUGACAGACGAGGAGGAGAAGACCCUGCUACAAGUGGACAGGAUGUUGGCUGAGGUUGGCCGUGUCCUGCAGGUGGGCGGUCGCUACCUCUGCAUCUCCCUGGCUCAGGCUCACGUCCUGAAGAAAGCAGUGGGUCACUUCUCUCGGGAGGGGUGGAUGGUGAGGGUGCACCAGGUGGCCAGCUGCCAGGACCAGGUGUUGGAAUCAGAACCUCGGUUCUCCCUGCCUGUGUUUGCCUUCGUCAUGACCAAGUUCAGGCCAGGCCCUGGCUCUGCCCUUCAGAUCUUUGAGCUGUGUGCCCAGGAGCAGGGCAAGCCCAUACGGCUGGAGAGUGCCGAGCGGCUGGCUGAGGCAGUGUGGCAGCGGCAGCAGUAUGCCUGGCUGCGCAGCCGGCUGUGCCGCAAGGCCGGGCUGGGGAGUGUCUCUCUGGACUUGUGUGAUGGGGCCACGGGGGAGCCACGCUACACCCUCCACGUGGUGGACAGCCCCACUGUGAAACCAUCGCGGGACAAUCAUUUUGCCAUUUUCAUCAUCCCCCAGGGUCGGGAGACCGAAUGGCUCUUUGGCAUGGAGGAGGGUCGGAAGCAGCUGGCGGCCAGUGCAGGCUUCAGGAGGCUGAUCACAGUGGCCCUUCACCGAGGCCAGCAGUAUGAAGGCAUGGACAGCAUCCAGGCCGAGCUGUCAGCCAGAGUACUGGAGCUGGCCCCUGCCGGGAUGCCUACCCAGCAGCAGGUGCCCUUUCUGUCUGUGGGUGGGGACAUUGGGGUCCGGACCGUUCAGCAUCAAGCCUGCAGUCCUUUGAGUGGCAACUACGUCGUUGAGGAUGUGCAGGGGGAUGACAAGCGCUACUUCCGGCGGCUGAUCUUCCUCAGCAACAGGAAUGUGGUGCAGUCAGAAGCUAGGUUGCUGAAGGACGUGUCCCACAGAGCCCAGAAGAAACGGAAAAAGGACAGGAAGAAGCAGCGGCCUGCUGAAACUCUGGAGGACCUCCCUGCAGCCCCAGGGCAGUCCAUUGACAAGAGUUACCUGUGCUGUGAACACCACAAAGCAAUGAUUGCUGGCCUUGCCCUGCUGAGAAGCCCGGAGUUGCUCCUAGAGACCCCAUUGGCAUUGUUGGUGGUCGGCCUGGGUGGGGGCAGUCUCCCCCUGUUUGUCCACGAUCAUUUCCCGAAGUCCUGCAUUGACGCUGUGGAGAUCGACCCCUCCAUGUUGGAAGUGGCCACCCAGUGGUUUGGCUUCUCCCAGAGCGACCGGAUGAAGGUCCACAUUGCAGAUGGCCUGGACUAUAUCUCCAGCCUGGCAGGAAGAGAAGUGCGGCCCCACUACAACGUCAUCAUGUUUGACGUAGACAGUAAGGACCCAACACUGGGAAUGAGUUGUCCACCACCGGCUUUUGUGGACCAGAAUUUCCUGCAGAAGGUCAAAAGCAUCUUGACUCCUGAAGGUGUCUUUAUCCUCAACCUUGUGUGCCGAGACUUGGGGCUGAAGGACUCCGUGCUGAGCGGGCUCAAGGCGGUAUUCCCUCUCCUGUAUGUCCGGCAAAUUGAAGGUGAAGUAAACGAGAUCUUGUUCUGUCAGCUGCACCUGGAGCAGAAACUUGCCACACCAGAGCUCUUAGAAAUGGCCCAGGCCUUGGAGCAGACCCUGAGGAAGCCAGGGAGGGGUUGGGAUGACACAUAUGUACUGUCAGAUAUGCUCAAGACUGUGAAGAUUGUGUGAUUGCCGAGGCCGGGAAGUCUGCUCAGCUUCCUGCCAGACUGACCUUGGGCUCCUGGCCUGCGAGAGACCGAAGAGGUACAAUGCACAAUAUUUUUUAAGCCUCAUAUUUUUCUUGGUUUCAUACGCAGCUGCACACGACCUCCAGCUUGGCAAGGUUGCCUGAAGAUCUGGGAAAAUAAAAAAUGUCCUUCCCA
Molecule: messenger RNA, 2612 nt
Organism: Hyaena hyaena (striped hyena)
Lineage: Eukaryota; Metazoa; Chordata; Mammalia; Carnivora; Hyaenidae
Gene: METTL13
Product: eEF1A lysine and N-terminal methyltransferase
Exons: 8
Coding region: 319-2418 (699 amino acids)
Source: RefSeq, a predicted model, not a curated record